GGACCUCUCCUAAUUUUUUUUGCUUCCGCCGCCAAUGUACCCGUUUCAGUUCAUGAAUCAUUAUUACACAUCAUGAAAUUGUACAGCCUAAAGAGGGGGUGUUAAUGAAUAAAUAACAAUGUUAAUGAAAAUUAUCCAUUUCCAUUAUCCUUCUGAUCUUUAAUGAAUAAUAAAAUGAUUCUCUAACUCUAUAGCAAUCCCCUUAUGCAAGUCAGUGGUUCUUAUUUAAUGUCAUAAAUGUUAGGGUGACAUGAACUGGGGUCUAGAUUCUGGGAUAUUAUGUCACAUUAAUUUUUGUUUUGGGUGCACCCCCCCCCUCACUUUAAUACUGAUUUUAUUGAAGUAGAAAGUGAUAAAGUGCAUGUAGUGGAAAGUUUGUAAUAUAUAACAAGAGUAACUGGUUUGAAUUAACAGUGGACAUUUAAAAAAAUCCUAAACAUUUCAGAUAUAUAUUUGGAAAAAAUGAAAAAAAAAAUGCAAAUCUGGCCAUGACAUGUUAUUCAAGUAUUAUAAUUAUGCUAUAGAUAAUUAUGUACCCAUAUAACACAUCAUGCAUGUAUUUAAAUCAUUAUUGAUGGGGUUUAAAUUUUACUUGGUCCUGGAAUGUAGAGAAUUCAUGUGCAGAUAGACAUACAAGAGCAGGGGGUAAAGCUGGACUGGCUAUCACUUUAUCAGGGAUUAUCAAAAAGUAAAUAAACAGGCUCAGCUCUGCACUCUGUUGUCUCUCACUCUCUACCUGCACUUGGACUGAUGCAAAAACAGGCAUCUAGACCAUCUACUUGUCACAACUCAAUAUUGCGCUGUCAGCCUCCAAUUAAAGUUCACAUGUGCAUAUAUGCAUGCAAAAUGGAUGCUUUCUCUGACUUUGAUAUGAUUGUUCUUAAAGCCUCAAAGCAAAAUAAAAGAAAUAUAUCGAGGAAAAAAACUCAAUUAAAUAUUAAGAUUGGAGAAAGUUACCCUCCAGAAGGGCAUUGUUCGAUUAAAGAUUCAGAAACAGAAGAGCAAGUGAGGAUUUUCUGUUUUGGUGGAGCUCGUCGUGGAGAGGAUAGCUCAUGGAUCGAAUCAUCAAACAUACUUGAAUUUAUAUUGAAGGUUGAUGAUGAUAAUGCUAUAAUAUCAUCCAUUAUGCCUUGCAAAACCAAGGGUGGGACACUACCCCCAUUACAGUCAGCAGCUGUGAUUGAAUACAACGGGCGUUUCCUUGUAUGGGGAGGACUUGACCUCGCCCAUUAUGAAUGUAGGGAUGACUUGAUCAUAUUAGAAAAAAUGGAAGGGACUUCCCAAGGCCGGGCAACACCCUCAACAACUUUUGAUGUUACGUAUGUACAGACAAGAAAAAAUAUGGUACCAUCAAGAAGAGGGGCCAUCUUGGAUGAACAAACAGGGACAGUACCUCAAGCCAGGACGGGUCACAGCCUCACCCAGCUUGGAAAUACAACAAAUGCAAUAUUGUUUGGCGGUGUAAUAUAUGAAAGACAAGAAAGAGGAUUCACACUUCAAUGGGAGAAGUCCUGUCAAGAUGGUAGGUUUUAUGUUCUUGAUAUGGAGACGCUUUCAUGGAGCCUGAUCAAAGUACCAUCAACUCAAGCAAGAGCAUAUCACUCGGCUAACUGUAUUGAAAAAGAUGGAACAUUGGUUCUAGUGAUUGUGGGUGGACUCACAUUUAAUAAGGGAAGCAGCAUGAUGGCGAAAAACCGAGAACCUAUUCAUGAGGUUCUGGUUUUGACAAUGAACCUUGAUUUUGUCAAUCCAAUCCUACAAACAGUAACAUUAGGAGCUGGAAGUGCCCAGACAUCACCUGUGUAUUUGUCAUAUCAUGCAACAUCAGUAGUAGGUAAUUCAAUAUUAGUGUAUGGUGGAUUUCAACAAGAAAGCAGUGCAGUGAACCAAAACAUUGCUUCAACACGGGUGUAUCAACUUGACAUUGAAAGUCGGCUCUAUUGCCUACUCUCUAAAACUGCUAAACAUGCAAAGCAUUCAGUAUUUGCUACAGCAGGUCAUACUCUGAUCAAUACAAAUAAUGACUUUGUGUGUAUUGGAGGUACCUCGAAACAAAUAUCAAUUUUGUCAGACAGAAACUUUGAAGAAGAUAACUGUGACUUAGCAACAUGCCAUAUUCAGGAUGCAGAAGAUACUGAAAUUGGAUGGAUCCAUUGUGAAGCUCCACGAUGUGGAAAAUGGUUUCAUGAAUUCUGUUUAGGAUUAAAGCGCAUUCCAGCCAAAUAUUACUGUUCGGCAUGCAAAAAAAUAGGUCAUAGAGAUGAAUGACCAAUCCAAAUUACCCACAUAAUUGUUAGAUGAUAAAAGCAGAACUAAAAUCUGAGGAUGUGGCAUGUUAUUAAACACAGUCAUUGGCCAUGAAAUGGUUCAUACAUUGUAUUUUCAUUAUCCACCAUAAAAUAGACUUGCCAUUUGAUUUCAAUAUAUUGCUUUGGAUCGAUAGCUUAUUAGCUUUUACAGCAAGAGAUUUCAUGUUUUGUAAAGGUAUAAGUUCACCCUAAUAAAUAGGAACCAAAUAGAGAACAUCAUCAAAAUUUGUUAUAGGAUAAUCCUAAGGUUAAGAAAUUGGGACAUUUCACCUAGUUAUGUGUAUGGGGUUACUUUUUACAAAAAAAGAGGUGAUGGAGUUACUGAGCGAGGAGAUCAUACAAAAGUCUGCUUUGGCAUAUGAAAUAAAACAAUCACGAAUAGUUUAGGAAAUGCCGUAGAAAUAAAAUCAUAAUAUAUUUUGAAAGGAGAGCUAUUUUGAGAGAUAUGCUUCUUUUAAAACAAUUUAAUUUCUACGGCAUUUUCUAAACUAUUUGUGAU
Lytechinus variegatus (green sea urchin) is the source of this 2808-nucleotide messenger RNA. RefSeq lists its product as uncharacterized. Bases 751 to 2268 code for a protein of 505 amino acids. The record is from RefSeq and is a predicted model, not a curated record. The transcript has 4 exons. Gene Ontology annotation, molecular function: protein binding. Lineage: Eukaryota; Metazoa; Echinodermata; Echinoidea; Temnopleuroida; Toxopneustidae.